Messenger RNA from Durotheca rogersii, 3497 nucleotides. RefSeq lists its product as uncharacterized. Lineage: Eukaryota; Fungi; Ascomycota; Sordariomycetes; Xylariales; Xylariaceae. The record is from RefSeq and is a predicted model, not a curated record. Bases 180 to 3023 code for a protein of 947 amino acids. The transcript is spliced from 2 exons.
UCGGCUUCGCCUCUUCGCUUCGCGUGCGCCAAACCACGUGUGUGAGAGAGAGAGAGAGAGAGAGUUAGUGAGUGAGUGUGUGUGCGUGUGUCUCUGUGUAUGUGUUUUGCCUCGGGGCGGGUAGGGAAGCGGAUUGGAUAAGGUUCCCGGAAUGGAUGUUGUAACGCCGUCAAGAGACCAUGAGCCGUCUACGAUCAGAAACGCACACGACGGUGGAGUCGCCGACGACGACGACGAGAAGACCGAGCCUUUGGGCCGGUAGUCUUCGUCGUGACCAUAUCCGCCUGGAGGAUCUAACGCAGAACAGGAUCCAGGAGGAGCAGCCGUAUAUGUCCUCGCGAUCGGGGCCGUCCACUAGCUCGAGGCACUCGUUCGCGUGGCCCUUCCACGGCCGCAAUGCUUCCGAGGUGCCCUCGACCCCGAGGUCGAGUCGCCUGACCUUUCGAAACGUCGCUUGGCAGCCCCGAACCUUCUUCCGGCCGCACGAUGACACCGCGAGCAUCGACAGGAGCAUCGUCCCGGACUACGUCGUGAAUUUCAUCCGCGGGGAGACGCCGGAGACGCUGGCGAGGAAGAAGGAGGAGCGGAAAUGGGGCCAGCGCGACGUCGUCGUCACGCCGCGCCGAGAAACCCACGCCUCUCACCCGCUCGAAUUCGGCGGCUUCUAUAACUCGGCCUCGGACGUCACCCGCGGGGCGAACACGUACAGCAGCUGGAGCCGGCGCAGCGGCCUGCGGAGGCACGUCAGCGGCUGGCGCGGCGGCGUGAUAUUCAACUCGAUGAUCGCCUUCUUCGUCCUGGUCGUCGGCAUCAUCUGCCUGAUCCUGGCCAUCACCGAGACCCGGCUGCUGGCCGGGGAGUCGGCCGUGUUCGUCGGCGGCUGCCUCGAGGCCGAGCGCGUCAACAUCGGCAUCCACGUCGUCAUCAACGCCUGCGGCGUCGCCAUCCUCGCCGGCGCCAACUACGUCUUCCAGGUCCUCUCGAGCCCGACGCGCAGCGAGGUCACCGUCGCCCACGGCAACAAGCGCUGGCUCGACAUCGGCAUCCCCUCCGUCCGCAACUUCAUGCACAUCUCCGGCUUCCGGACCGCCGUCGCCGUCGUCCUGCUGCUGAGCGCGGUCGCCACCCAAGUAAUAUAUAAUGCAGUAAUCUUCACGAGCCGCAACGCGGUCGCCUACAACGUGCUGUUCGUGACGCCGUCCUUCUUCUCCGGCGCGCCGUUCGCCAGCGACGCCGAGACCAACGCCGCGGGGCUCCCAGCCGCCGACAUUGCCGCGCUGCAAGACAGCUCCCAGCUGACCACCAUGAGCGUAGCCGCGUGCGUGCGCGAGUUCGGGGGGCUCUUCGUCGCGGACUUCGACACGGUGCUGCUCGUCGCCGAGUCCUCCUCUUCUUCUUCCUCCUCUUCGCUCCUGCGCACGGGCGAGCCCGGCACGCCGCUCACCGCGUUCCUAUCCCCGGACAGCGCGAACGACAACGAGCGCAACCUGGCGGAGCCGCCGCGCCUCGCGUCGCCCGACGGGCCGCCCGUGCUGCGCUGCCUGGCGCGCCCCGCGCCGCCGCCGACGUGCAGCGUCAACCUCAGCGGGUCGAUGCUCGGCGUCGCCGUGCUGCUGAACCUGGCCGCCGUCAUCAGCAUGGCCGUCGUGCUCGCGCGCUCGACCUUCGAGCCGCUCGCCACGCUCGGCGACGCCCUGCGCUCCUUCCUGCGCCACCCCGACCCCGUCACCGCCAACGACUGCCUCCUCGCCAAGGCCGACGUGCGCCGCGGCCACCUCGGCCCCUCGCGCGGCGCCCGCUACUUCGCCCCCGCCGACCACUUCUGGUUCCAGACGCCGUCCGCCGCGCGCUGGGCCCUCCUCCUCUUCGCCUGGCUCGCCGCCGCCGCCCCCGCCGCCGUCGGCCUCGCCCUGCUCCUGCGCGACCGCGUCGCCCGCGCCGCCGCCGACCCCGCCGCCUGGUCGCUCUACGACGUGCUCACGCGCUUCGGCGCCGCCGUGCCCUACGCCACGUUCCCGCUGCGCGGUACCGCCGCCGCCCCCGCCGCCGCUUCUUUCUCGCCCGCCGACACUGCGCAGGUCGCGCUCCUCGCCGCCGCGCCCCAGCUGCUGCUCGCGGCGCUCUACCUCGUCGCCAACGCGCACCUGACGGCGUACUUCCUGUCGCGCGAGUCGGCGCAGUUCGCGCUCGGGGCGCGGGCGCUGCGCGUGUCGGCCGCGCCCGCCGGCGCGCAGUGCACGAGCCUGUACCUGACGCUGCCGCGGCCGGCGUCGUGGGCGCUGGUCGCGUGGUUCGGCGCGCUGGGCUUCGUGCUCAGCCAGGCGGUGUUCCCGGGCGUGGCGGCCGUGCACGCGGUGUCGGCGCUGCCCGCGCUCCCCACGACCCUGCCCCCCGCCGCUCCCGCCGCCGCCGACGACCCGCUCUUCCCGCGCCCGCUCCGCACCGUCGUCGCCGUCGCCGCCAGCACCCAGGGCCUGCUCGCGCUGCUCGCGCUCCUCGCCGCCCUCCUCCUCGCCGUCCUCGCCCUCGGCUGCGUCCGCACCCCCGCCGCCAGCCUCGCCAGCGGCGAGGCCCGCGGCAACCCCCUCGCCCUCCCCGGCGGCUCCUGCAGCGCCGUCAUCAGCGCCCGCUGCCACCACCACGAGAUCGACCAGCCCGCGCCCGCCCCCGUGCCCGGCAACAACAACACUGCCGCCACGGCCGCCGGCCCGCCGGCCCGCCGCCCUUCGCGCCCCGUGCUCCCGCGCCGCCCCACCGGAGCCGACUUCCGCACCCUCCUGUACCAGCAGCGGCGCGGCGACGUGCCCGACAUCGGCGAGGAAGAGGCGGGCGAGACAGCGGAGGCGGGGGCGGCAGCGGCGGGGGCGGCAGCGCCAGAAGCCGGCGACCAGGACAACCGGCAGCUGUGGCUGCGGCCCAUCGCGUGGGGCGUCGUCGAGGAGGGCUCCGGCAUGCGGCCCGGCCGCUGCGGGUUCUCGGCGAACGGCGUCGGGUGCGUCGACGUCGGGCGCAACUACAUCUGAAGAAGAAAGCCCGGCCGCCAUCUCCUCUCGGAACGGUCGCGGGGCAAAACCAAGGCCGGUCGGCGCUGGUCGAGGGAUAAUUGGGUACGGUAAUGGGAGCCCGAGUGGUUUAAUACGGCCUAGGUUACGGGCAUCGAGGCCAGGUAACGUGCACAUAUAGAGCUAUGCGGUGGCGAGCGCGGACAUAGGUUAUUAUCGUUAUAUAUAUACCCCCCUAUGCUAUUAUUGGUAUUUUCUCAUGGGCCCCUUGAGCCAUUUUUAUGUAUCUGGUCAGCACCAGCCUGGCCAGAAUCGGUAGUUGUCAGGGCGUUGUUUUCGACGAGAUGCCCGAGGACGAGUUUUCACAGUAUAUAUAUUCUUAUGUAUCUAAGUGAGGGACAUGCUACUAUCUACCUGUUCUCUCUUUCUUCCCCGUCUUGUGCAAGCACACAUACCCCUAUUAUACAUAUAUAUAUGAUGUAUGUCACGUAGGAA